AAAUAUUUCUCAAAACUCUUAAAGUCUGAGCUGUCCUUAUCUAGAAGAACUAGACUAGGAUUGUUGUCUAAAAUUUGAUUAGAACUUGAAAUUAUAAAUAAAUUCGGAAUGAAAACGAAGCCAGAAAUACCUUCCAAGGAAGUCAAGGAAGAGUAUUUUAAACAACUAGAGCAGUGGCUUCGUCGACAACAAGUUAUUCAACAUGCCAAUGCAUGUUUUCCAUACUAUUUGGCUGCGAACUAUCCCAAUUACUUUACCGUGAAUGGCUUGAAUAUCGAUGGAACUGUCCCUACCCCAACGCAACCGAAUGCUGCUGAACCAAACCCAAAUCUAAAUUCAACAACUGCGUCUCCAACUUCAAGCUCAGAUCGAACAAGAUUGAACGUUAAUCCAAACACUACUCCCAAUCAAGAAGAGGGCUAUGAGUUUGUGGUUGCACCACUGUGGAAGCGAUUUGUCGCCGAAAUGAUAGACGUCUCUAUUCUCUUGCUCCUAAAAGUGGCACUCACUUUCACGUUUUUGAAUGUUUUCGACUUGGAUUUAAGUUACGAAUUCGACAGCGAUUACUUGCGGAGGUCUGUGAACGAGAAUGAAACAAAAUUCCUGAGCAUAUCAGACUUGCUAUCACUAUCCUCUGAUCUUGUAGCUCUGGAAAUUCUUAUGAAGGUUUUUGUCUGCCUCUAUGAAGCCGUAUGGACGAUGAAUGGACGUGUAAUUGUUGGUGGGGCAACACCAGGAAAACUCCUACUUCGACUGAGAAUUGUCUAUGUGGAAAUGCUUACAGUCCGCUUAGAUGAACCAGACUUUAAUGGAAACGGUCCGAUACGUGCCGUUAUGUACCCAGCAUCGAAUCCAGGUUUUCGAAGAGCUUUCUUCCGUGCAAUAGCAAAAAACUUGGUUUUAGCUCUGUUGUUUCCGGUUUGUUUUGUUUUCUUGUUCUUGAAGAACAAUCGAACGUUCUACGAUGUCAUGACCAAAACUGUUGUCGUAGAGGAGAACCCAUCACCUCAACGGAGAAGUCGUUAAAAUGGCAAUUCUUCUAAAUUUAAGCAUAAACCAUGUAAAUUAUUUCUUUCUUUUGUUUGAUUUUACUGCGACAUGAAAACAAAUGACGUCCUGCGUAUUUCCCUUUUAUUUAAAAUUACCAAAAUUAAAAUAAAUUACUCUCACAUUCUUA
Molecule: messenger RNA, 1177 nt
Organism: Eupeodes corollae
Lineage: Eukaryota; Metazoa; Arthropoda; Insecta; Diptera; Syrphidae
Exons: 3
Coding region: 109-1026 (305 amino acids)
Source: RefSeq, a predicted model, not a curated record